Molecule: messenger RNA, 351 nt
Organism: Trichoplax adhaerens
Lineage: Eukaryota; Metazoa; Placozoa; Uniplacotomia; Trichoplacea; Trichoplacidae
Exons: 2
Coding region: 1-351 (116 amino acids)
Source: RefSeq, a predicted model, not a curated record
AUGCCUACUACUACUCCUAAGAAAAAAACUAAGAAAGUAACUAAAAAAGUCAAGAGUGCACCAUCUGGUGCUACUCGUAAAAGUAAUAGUUCUAGAAGCCCAUCACCGACUGUACGUCGUCGAACAACAACGGGUAGUCCAAAACUUAAGCGUAAAGGUUCGACAAAGAAGGGGCGUAAAUCGGCUAAAAGUAGCAAACCACCCGAACCUGUUGUCGAUAUCAAGAGUCCUGCUGCUAUGCUAAACGCUUAUUACAUAUGCCAUAGUGCUGCUGAAUUUUUAACUAGUCGAGGAUUUGAAUGGCAGGGUGCGUCUAAAAAGAAAAAAAAGAAAGGAAAAUCCAAAAAGUGA